Messenger RNA from Carassius carassius (crucian carp), 1178 nucleotides. Its product is annotated as U1 small nuclear ribonucleoprotein A-like. NCBI's taxonomy places the organism in Eukaryota, Metazoa, Chordata, Actinopteri, Cypriniformes, Cyprinidae. Gene Ontology annotation, cellular component: U1 snRNP. The record is from RefSeq and is a predicted model, not a curated record. Gene Ontology annotation, biological process: mRNA splicing, via spliceosome. The coding region runs from base 317 to 1135 and encodes 272 amino acids. Gene Ontology annotation, molecular function: U1 snRNA binding. The transcript has 7 exons.
ACCAAUCGGCAGGUUCGCCGGGAGACCAGCUGCUGUCCGUCCGAUCGAAUUAUUAAAUAGGACGGUUUUCAGGCAGAAGUUGCACGUUCUUUUUGUGUUCUGGUUUCUUAUUUAACUGUGUGGUUAGCUGAAGCUCGCUUAAUGGUUGUGAGUAAAUGUUUGUUUUUGGUUAUUUGAUCAAUAGUAAAUUUCUCCGAAUAGUAAAAUUGUAAUUAGUGAUUAAAUUAAUUGACAAGCGAACUCAAUAACGUUAGCUCCCGUUUGAAACAACGCGCCAGGUCACUCAUUCACGGAUUUAAAGCGCAAUUUAAUAGUCAUGACGAACCAGGAGAUGCGGUUAAAUCACACUAUUUACAUCAACAACUUGAAUGAAAAGAUCAAAAAAGAUGAACUGAAGAAGUCGUUGUAUGCUAUAUUCUCCCAGUUUGGACAAAUUUUGGACAUCCUUGUCUCUCCUUCACUGAAGAUGAGGGGGCAGGCCUUCGUGAUCUUCAAGGAGAUCAACAGUGCUUCCAGCGCACUCCGCUCUAUGCAAGGCUUUCCCUUUUAUGAUAAACCUAUGCGUAUUCAGUAUGCAAAGCAGGACUCUGAUAUCAUUGCAAAAAUGAAGGGCACAUAUGUGGAGCGAGACCGUAAGAAAGAGAAGAAAAAGCCUAAAGCCCCUGAAGCAGGUGCUGGGAAAAAGGCUUCUGCUGCCAUGGCCGGAGUACCUGCAGCCAUGCCUGGAAUGCCACCCCUGAGCCAAGCCCCUCGUAUGAUGUCAAUGCCUGGUCAGCCUCCCUACAUGCCUCCCCAUGGCAUGAUGCCGCCUCCUGGUAUGGCACCUGGGCAGAUGCCUCCAGGUCAGAUGAUGCCAGGACAAAUGCCCGGCCAGAUGCCACAGCAGGUGUCAGAAAACCCUCCCAACCACAUCCUGUUUCUCACCAAUCUCCCCGAGGAGACGAACGAGCUCAUGCUGUCUAUGCUGUUCAACCAGUUUCCUGGAUUCAAAGAAGUCCGUCUCGUCCCUGGUCGCCACGACAUCGCCUUUGUGGAGUUUGAUAAUGAGGUGCAGGCGGGUGCAGCCAGAGAAGCUUUGCAAGGCUUUAAGAUCACACAGAGCAAUGCAAUGAAAAUCUCAUUUGCAAAGAAAUAACACUUGUGUACAUGCAGCUUCUAUGAUAAAUGACAGUUAUACA